UCUCUCCUGUACAAACUCAAGGGAAAGUGUUAGAUGAUAAUUUCACACAGUCUUUGAUUCAACUUACAUCUCAGGACUUUUGGUGCCACCGUCGUGUUCCUGCAGCGAUGAUCUUCACAGCAGAGCAGGUCACUUGUAUGUGUGAGGUCCUGCUGCAGAGCGGCUGCAUGGACCGUCUCGCCAGCUUCCUCCACACUCUUCCUCCUCCUUCCUCCUCCUCUUCGAGCCCUGGGGAACUGGAGAGUGUGCUCAAAGCAAAAGCUGCAGUGGCCUUUCACCAGGGGCGCUUCUUGGACCUCUACAGCCUGCUGGAGGGCUUCCCCUUCUCCCCACGCAGCCACCCGCUCCUCCAGCAACUGUGGCUGCAAGCUCACUACAUGGAGGCCGAGAGGCAGAGGGGCCGACCUCUGGGAGCCGUGGGGAAGUACCGCGUAAGGAGAAAGUUUCCUCUACCACACACCAUCUGGGAUGGAGAGGAGACCAGCUACUGCUUCAAAGAGAAAUCUCGGACUAUCCUCAGAGAGUGGUACCACCGUAAGCCGUACCCGUCCACCCGGGAGAAGAGGGAGCUCGCCGCGGCCACCGGCCUCACAGCCACGCAGGUCAGCAACUGGUUCAAGAACCGCCGGCAGAGGGACCGAGCCACGGACGGUACCGGGUCAGAAGCCUACCGUUCCUCUGACACCGACCUUUCACCUCCAGGCAGCCCAACUCCUCCACCGCUCUUCCAUCCACCACCACCCCUGCAUCACACAUGUGGAGGCCUUUUAAAUAUCUAA
Messenger RNA from Acanthochromis polyacanthus (spiny chromis), 779 nucleotides. It is a transcript of the gene six9, whose product is annotated as SIX homeobox 9. Bases 108 to 779 code for a protein of 223 amino acids. NCBI's taxonomy places the organism in Eukaryota, Metazoa, Chordata, Actinopteri, Pomacentridae. Gene Ontology annotation, molecular function: RNA polymerase II cis-regulatory region sequence-specific DNA binding; DNA-binding transcription factor activity, RNA polymerase II-specific. The transcript is spliced from 3 exons. Gene Ontology annotation, cellular component: transcription regulator complex; nucleus. Gene Ontology annotation, biological process: regulation of transcription by RNA polymerase II. The record is from RefSeq and is a predicted model, not a curated record.